AUGAGGCAGGAUGGCCAAUGGGGGCCUCAAGAAUACUCGAGGUGGCUGCAGAUGUAUGACUGCAAGGUCAUCCACCACAUGUGCAUCCCGACUUUGCAGAGCAUGGUGGAGGCGGAUGUGAUGGUGCUGUGGGAUAAGAUAUGGGUAUGGGAAUGGGAGGUGGACACCACAUGCGGCGUGCCCGAGCUGGGCUUCCUGGUGGAGGACAAGCUGAAAGAACUCACCGAGACGGCCCUGCAUGUGACACACAGAUUCAAACACAAGCUUGGCGAAUAG
Messenger RNA from Sparassis crispa, 276 nucleotides. RefSeq lists its product as hypothetical. The coding region runs from base 1 to 276 and encodes 91 amino acids. Lineage: Eukaryota; Fungi; Basidiomycota; Agaricomycetes; Polyporales; Sparassidaceae. The record is from RefSeq and is a predicted model, not a curated record. The transcript has a single exon.